This is a messenger RNA of Ornithorhynchus anatinus (platypus), 2028 nucleotides long. It is a transcript of the gene RBMS1, whose product is annotated as RNA binding motif single stranded interacting protein 1. The record is from RefSeq and is a predicted model, not a curated record. NCBI's taxonomy places the organism in Eukaryota, Metazoa, Chordata, Mammalia, Monotremata, Ornithorhynchidae. Bases 74 to 1297 code for a protein of 407 amino acids. Gene Ontology annotation, cellular component: nucleus; cytosol; ribonucleoprotein complex. Gene Ontology annotation, molecular function: poly(A) binding; mRNA 3'-UTR binding; poly(U) RNA binding. The transcript is spliced from 14 exons.
UGAUGUAAAGCCUGGCCCCCAGAGGCAGGAAGGAAAUGGAGCAAGGGGUGGGGCCCCGUAGUGUGGGAGCAGCAUGAACAAUAGGACUCCUUGUCAUCACUCCGUGGGACAUGUGGUGCCGGUGGGACCUUUAAAGAAAAUGUUUCUGCCACAGUCUAUUGUACCCGCUCACCCAAUGGCGCCUCCUAGCCCCAGCACUACCAGCAGUAAUAACAACAGUAGUAGUAGCAGCAGCUCGGGCUGGGAUCAACUAAGUAAAACAAACCUUUAUAUACGGGGCCUGCCUCCCAACACCACGGACCAGGACCUGGUGAAACUGUGUCAGCCAUAUGGAAAAAUUGUUUCCACAAAGGCCAUUUUGGAUAAGACAACAAAUAAGUGCAAAGGUUACGGUUUCGUAGACUUCGAUAGCCCAGCAGCUGCUCAGAAAGCCGUCUCUGCUCUAAAGGCUACCGGAGUCCAAGCCCAGAUGGCAAAGCAACAGGAACAAGAUCCAACCAACUUAUAUAUAUCCAAUUUGCCACUGUCCAUGGAUGAGCAGGAACUUGAGAAUAUGCUCAAACCCUUUGGACAAGUUAUCUCGACGAGAAUACUGCGCGAUUCAAGUGGUACAAGUCGUGGAGUUGGCUUUGCGAGGAUGGAAUCAACUGAAAAAUGCGAAGCUGUUAUCGGUCAUUUUAAUGGAAAAUUCAUUAAGACACCACCAGGAGUUUCUGCUCCUGCAGAACCCUUGUUGUGCAAGUUUGCAGAUGGAGGACAGAAGAAGAGACAGAACCAGAGCAAGUACAUACAGAAUGGAAGAGCAUGGCAGAGAGAAGGCGAGGUGAGACUUGCCGGAAUGACACUUACUUAUGAUCCAACUACAGCUGCUUUACAGAAUGGAUUUUAUCCUUCACCAUACAGUAUUGCUACGAAUCGAAUGAUCACUCAGACGUCGAUUACACCCUAUAUUGCUUCUCCUGUUUCCACAUAUCAGGUGCAGAGUCCUUCUUGGAUGCAACCUCAACCGUACAUCAUGCAGCACCCUGGUGCUGUGUUAACCCCCUCCAUGGACCACACAAUGUCACUACAGCCUGCGUCGAUGAUCAGCCCCUUGACCCAGCAGAUGAGUCAUCUAUCACUAGGCAGUACCGGAACAUAUAUGCCUGCCACCACAGCUAUGCAAGGAGCCUACAUACCCCAGUAUACUCAUGUGCAGACAGCAGCUGUUCCUGUUGAGGAGGCAAGUGGCCAGCAGCAGGUUGCUGUAGAGACAUCCAGCGACCAUUCUCCAUAUACCUAUCAGCAAAAUAAGUAACUGUGAGAUGUAUAGUGGAGAGACCUUACCUGGAGAAGGGUGUGAAGGCUGAAACAAUCAUGGAUUUUUCUGAUCAAUUGUGCUUUAGGAAUUAUUGACAGUUUUGCACAGGUUCUUGAAAACGUUAUUUAUAAUGAAAUCAACUAAAACUAUUUUUGCUAUAAGUUCUAUAAGGUGCAUAAAAAUCCUUAAAUUCAUCUAGUAGCUGUUCCCCCGAACAGGUUUAUUUUAGUAAAAAAAAAAAUUUUUAUCAAGUGUUAUGACGCAAAAAAAAAAACCUUCAAUUUUUUGGGUAUGCACAGGUGACCACGAAGACAUUCAUGUGCAUGACCAUGUUUUUUGUUUAUUUUUCUUUUGUUCUUUUUUCUUUUGUGUUUUUUUUUAAUUGUAUGAAAUGGGUUUUCUGAAAUUGAAAAUAGUAAAAAACAUCAGAUCUGAUGUUCUGUGCUUGCAGUGUGCGUGUUGCUGUAGUGCAGUGUUGCAGUUAUAGUGUCCGUUUUCUUAGCUUUCCGUUUGCCUUUGAACGUAGUGUGAAGUGUCUUAUCCUUUUCUAUGAAUUCCAAUUUGCCUUAAAUCUUUCGAUGCUGUAGCCGUUUCAGUAAAAGUUAGUCCAAACUAAUGAUGUAGAAUGCUUUGACCAAAUGAGCUGGUCUAUUAUGCCUUGUAAAACAGCAGCAUAGGGCUUUUCAAAGGUAGUCAAUAAAAGUUGCUGAAAAUUUGGCUUUUUUAAA